GAUUUCGCAGUGAAGCAGACCCUUUUACGGACCCGAAAGCCGUGCUGCUGGAAUGGUUCAUGCAUCAGAACGGCUUCAAGAGCUAUACCGCGCACGACAGCGCCGGGUGGUCACCGCUAUGUUUCGCAGCGAUGAGUGGGAAUGCAGCUUUGGUGCAGUCGCUUCUAGACCAGAAAGCCAGCCCGAACGAUUCCACACAGAAGCCGAAGAAGGAGUUGGUAUUUGGCAAGAACCUUUCGGUGCUCUCCAUCGCAGCCGCCUACAAAAGCAAUCAGGUCUUGAAGACGCUGCUCGCAGCUCGGGCCAGCAUCAAUGCCCGGGACGGCUACGAAGGAACUGCAUUGCACUGGGCCAACAUCUCCAACAAUCCUGAAGGAGUUCGAGUUCUUUGCCAGGCAGGUGCCGAUCCCAGCCUACGCUGCUUCCCGGGGCUGACUCCCUUCGACACGGCAUGUGCAUGUUCCGCCGUCGAGGCGAUGAAGGAAAUGCUUGUCCAGAUCCCAUCCACGAGUUUGCGGCGCAGUUUGCACUGGGCACUCAU
This is a messenger RNA of Symbiodinium necroappetens, 541 nucleotides long. The record is from the annotation of a GenBank genome assembly. Lineage: Eukaryota; Dinophyceae; Suessiales; Symbiodiniaceae.